AUGAGAACCUUGCUGACUGAGGAGACACUCAAGGUGCCCAAGGGCGUCAAAAUCUCCAUCAAGUCCAAGCAGGUGGAGGUCAAGGGCAAGCAUGGCGACCUGAAGCGAGACUUCAAGCACUUGCCCAUCGAGCUGUUCCUUGCAGAUGGCGGCAAGAAGGUCGUGGCACGGAUGUACUUCGCAAAGUCCAAGCAGUGCUCCAUGCUGAACACGGUCUGCAGCCACAUCAGCAACCUCUUCGAGGGCGUGCAGAAGAAGUUCGAAUACAAGUUGCGUUUGGUCUACGCGCACUUUCCCAUCAACGUCAACAUCAUCAAUGGCGGAAAGACGAUCGAGAUCCGCAACUUUUUGGGCGAGAAGGUUGUGCGAACGGUGCACAUGCUGCCUGGUGUGACUGUGGAGAAGAGCUCCUCCACCAAGGACGAGAUUGUGGUGUCCGGCACCGACAUCGAGCUUUGCGGCCGCUCUUCGGCGCUGAUCCAUCAGUCCUGCCUGUGCAAGAAGAAGGAUAUCCGAAAGUUCUUGGACGGCAUCUACGUCAGCUCCCAUGGUGUCAAGGAGGAAUGA
Messenger RNA from Effrenium voratum, 567 nucleotides. Lineage: Eukaryota; Dinophyceae; Suessiales; Symbiodiniaceae. The record is from the annotation of a GenBank genome assembly.